AAAGCCACCCACCUUUAGAAACACAUUGAAUUAUGCCACCAAAUCAAGAAUCACACACAUUGUUCCCACAUCAAAAAAGCUUCCAUAAAUGAAACUAUCCCUCUUCCUUAAUCCAAAAUCCAACAACAACCCAUCAACCCCAUUAGGCCAUUACCACCAUGUCCACAACACAAUCAGAAAAACAAGCUCUUUUCAUUACAUCACUCAUAAUCUUUUGGUACUCAUCAAACAUUGGUGUCCUUCUCCUUAACAAACUUUUACUUUCCAAUUAUGGUUUCAGUUUCCCAAUCUUCCUUACUAUGUGUCAUAUGACAGCUUGUGCUGUUCUUAGUUAUGUCUCCAUUGUUUUCUUAAAGAUUGUUCCUUUUCAAAGGAUCAAAUCAAGAUCCCAAUUUUUUAGAAUUUCGACACUUAGUAUUGUCUUUUGUGGUUCUGUUGUUGGUGGUAAUAUUUCCUUAAGGUAUUUACCUGUUUCAUUUAAUCAAGCUGUGGGUGCUACAACACCCUUUUUCACUGCAUUGUUUGCUUAUGUCAUUACCAUGAAGAGGGAAGCUUGGCUUACAUAUGGUUGUCUUGUUCCUGUUGUUGCUGGUGUUGUGAUUGCAAGUGGGGGCGAGCCUAGCUUCCACCUUUAUGGAUUCAUUAUGUGCAUAGGUGCAACUGCUGCUAGAGCGUUUAAGUCUGUACUUCAGGGCGUCCUGCUUUCCUCUGAAGGGGAAAAGUUGAACUCCAUGAACUUGCUGCUUUACAUGUCACCAAUUGCCGUUCUAGUUUUGUUGCCUGCGACACUCGUAAUGGAGCCCAAUGUGCUGGAUGUCACCGCGACACUUGCCACAGAACAUAGAUACCUCGGCCUACUUAUUUUGGUCAAUUCUGCAAUGGCGUAUGGAGCCAAUUUAUUGAACUUCUUGGUGACAAAGCAUACCAGUGCACUGACACUCCAGGUCCUAGGAAAUGCAAAAGGUGCUGUGGCUGUUGUAAUAUCGAUACUUCUUUUCCGAAACCCUGUAACUAUUAUUGGAAUCGCGGGCUAUACAAUGACCGUGAUGGGGGUUGUUGCUUACGGAGAAGCCAAAAGAAGAUACAAAUGAGCUGACAUUCGGCCUUUGUUUCUUCUCCGAUGAAGCCCCAUACUUUUGUUUUCUUGAAGUUUAGAGACAUAUUGUAGACUUUUAA
This is a messenger RNA of Lycium ferocissimum, 1176 nucleotides long. Its product is annotated as UDP-URONIC ACID TRANSPORTER 1-like. Gene Ontology annotation, molecular function: antiporter activity. The record is from RefSeq and is a predicted model, not a curated record. The transcript is spliced from 4 exons. Bases 159 to 1091 code for a protein of 310 amino acids. Gene Ontology annotation, cellular component: Golgi apparatus. NCBI's taxonomy places the organism in Eukaryota, Viridiplantae, Streptophyta, Magnoliopsida, Solanales, Solanaceae.